UCCCCGGUCUCUCCAGAUCCCAUCCUCAUUUACUCUCCCUGAGCUCUCUCCCGUUCUCCCCCUGCUCUGCCUGCCUUGGCUUGCCUCGCUCCCACCCGGUUGCUCUCCCUGGCUCUCUUUCUCUUUCACUUCUGCCUGCCCUGCAACCUUUUAAAAUGUUGCCCCUUUCCUGUGAUUCGUCAGACGCAGCAGCGGCAUGACUCCCCCCCCCCCGUUCCCUUUUUGUCUCUCUCUCGCUCCCCCCCCCAUUAGAUACACCGAUUCUUCAUUCAAGGGACGUCAUUUAGAACAGCCUCUGCCUUGAGUUGCUUCCUCGCUUCACGCUCGAUUUCCAGCCAUUCUUCCCUUAUUAAGUAUUCGUGUAAUAUUAAUAGUCAUGAAUAUCUGCUAUUAGGAGUCUUAAGGAAAGCAAGCUGCAGAUUCCUCUCCCUCCCUCCCUCUCUCUCUCUCUCUCUCUCUCUCUCUCAUUUAGGAACUCACGUGCAGCAGUAAAAGGAGGGAGAGAGAGAGAGCGAGCGAGGUGGGGACCAACGCACACACACGCACACACGCACAGCACCCGCAAACGGAUUAAGGAACACACACGCGCGCGCACACCGGCUCAACUUUGAAUCGUGAACUCUCACGCCAGGAUCCGGCUCUCGCCUCCGCUGCUGCAGAACGCCGGGCAUUCGGUUGUGGACUGAUGGAUUAUAGGCGCGCUUGCCCAGUGCUCGCGGACCAGCCUGGGCGUUGGGGACUCGGGGUGGUCUAGAGCCGGGCUUCUUCCAUUGUGUGUGAGAGAGCGCUUGUGUGCAAGAGGGGAAACGAGAGAGAGGGACAGAGCGAGAGGACAGCUAGGAGGAGGGCGAGCGAGCCAGACCUAAAGAGCACACUUUUCUCUGCCUUUUUUCCUGCCCUGACUUGGUCCCCCCGAAUCCGCGCAGAUGUUAGUUCACAGUUUCUCAGCGAUGGACCGCCACGACGCUACCAGCAACGGGACAGCCCGGCUACCCCAGCUGGGGACUGUGGGCCAGUCCCCCUACACCAGCGCACCUCCGCUCUCCCAUACACCGAACGCUGACUUCCAGCCGCCCUAUUUUCCUCCUCCGUAUCAGCCCAUUUACCCGCAGUCUCAAGACCCGUAUUCCCACGUUAACGAUCCGUAUAGCUUGAACCCUCUUCACGCCCAGCCUCAGCCCCAGCACCCGGGCUGGCCGGGACAGAGGCAAAACCAGGACACGGGGCUUUUGCAUACGCACCGCGGACUUCCCCACCAGCUCUCCGGCUUGGAUCCCCGAAGGGAUUACCGGCGGCACGAAGAUCUCUUGCACGGACCCCACGGCCUGAGCUCAGGACUAGGAGACAUUCCCAUUCACUCGAUACCUCACUCGCUGGAAGACGUGCCGCACGUAGAGGACCCCGGUAUUAACAUCCCAGAUCAAACUGUAAUUAAGAAAGGCCCCGUGUCCCUCUCCAAGUCUAACGCCAACGCCGUCUCCUCCAUCCCCAUCAACAAGGACGCGCUCUUCGGCGGCGUGGUGAAUCCCAACGAGGUCUUCUGCUCGGUGCCCGGCCGCCUGUCUCUGCUCAGCUCCACCUCCAAAUACAAAGUCACCGUGGCAGAAGUUCAGAGGCGCCUGUCCCCGCCGGAGUGCCUCAACGCGUCUCUGCUGGGCGGAGUGCUUCGGAGGGCAAAAUCAAAAAAUGGAGGGAGAUCUUUGAGAGAAAAACUGGACAAAAUAGGAUUAAAUUUGCCAGCCGGGAGACGUAAAGCUGCUAAUGUUACCCUGCUGACAUCACUAGUGGAGGGAGAAGCCGUGCAUCUCGCGAGAGAUUUUGGUUACGUCUGUGAAACAGAAUUUCCUGCCAAAGCAGUAGCUGAAUUUCUCAACCGACAACAUUCCGAUCCAAACGAGCAAGUCACAAGAAAAAACAUGCUUCUAGCGACGAAACAGAUCUGUAAGGAGUUCACCGACCUGCUGGCUCAGGAUCGAUCUCCACUGGGGAACUCUCGGCCCACCCCCAUUCUGGAGCCGGGCAUCCAGAGCUGCCUGACCCACUUCAACCUCAUCUCUCACGGAUUUGGCAGCCCUGCUGUAUGCGCCGCAGUUACUGCCCUGCAGAACUAUCUCACUGAGGCGCUCAAGGCCAUGGACAAAAUGUACCUCAGCAACAAUCCUAAUAGUCACACAGAUAACAGCACCAAAAGUAGCGACAAAGAAGAGAAGCACAGAAAAUGAGGAUUUUCUUCUUGCAGCCCCUACCCGACCAGCCAGCCUGGCCCUCCCUCCCCUUCCUCCUCACCCUGAGGCUACAGCCAGAGAAGCUCUGAAAUCUGUCCCAGCCUAUUCACACAGGAGGAGGACCGGGAAAUUCACACCCCCCCACUCUGUCCUCAGUCCUCUUUCUUUUCCCCUCCCUCCCUCCACCACUUCCCAGUCCAUUUCCAGUGGCUACCCAGUCUGGAGCCUGAGAAAACAAAGGAGGCAAUCGAGCCAUCCUAGGAGGAAAAGGAAAAAAAAAAUCUUUUUGUCAUCUGUGUGAACUUUUAUUAUUUUUAAUGAAAAUAAAUAAACAGUGAUAAAAAAUAAAACAGAACUUUUUUUCUAAAAAAAGAGAAAGAACUAAAUUUAAAGGUUAUUAAUUAAAUGUGGAAAAAAUAAAAAACAAGCUUCAUCGGACUGGAUCACCACCUUCCCUUAUACAAACUUCCGUUUAAGAUUGUAGCCAUAUUUAAACAAAACAAAACAAAACAGGAAAGAAAGGAUGAUGAUGAUGAUGAUGACAUUUUAUCAGUAUUGUGAAUAAACUUGAACACAAACCACAUGCAGUUCCAUGUCAUGUCUUCAGUUUUAGAACCGCUCUCCUGCCAAGGUAAAGCGACUAAUUUGAACUUUCUUAUGGUGACACCGAUUCAUAGUGCUUCUAUAAGGGAAUCAGUGUUCAUGUAUGUAUAUAUUUAUUUAUGUGUAAUUUAAUGGGAACUGUAAAUAUGGUGAGUCUGUUUGAAGCUUUUUUAUUAUUUAUCUGGUGAUCUCGUUUACCUCUUGUUUAGUGGGUUUUUAAGUCUUUUCCAUCUUAGUUCCAUCACUGUGGUUCAUAGUUACUUAUUUAGAAAAUGGGAGGGGAGUUUUUUAGGGGGAGGGUGGGGUGGUAUUUUCUGGGAUUCAUCACUUCAGCCCUGUUGUAGCAUGUUAUAAAAAGGUGACAAUAAAGCAGCUAAGCGAUUGAAGCAACUUGGAUUUUUACAAAUAUAUUAUUUAGUUUCACAUUGAUAAAGGAAACCAACCGUCCAACCCAGACCACCACCAGUACCACCAUUUCCACUGAAAUAAUGUAGGUUCCCCUUCCAAAAAAUGUUGUUUCCCACACUUCGGUAAUUUUUAACAACACUUUGUAUGUUGUGGCUUUAAAAAAAAGUUUAUAUCCAGGGUCUUUCUAUUGAAAGCAUAAUCAGAGCAAUAAAUUGAUUGUCUAUUCAGAUAAAGAACUGGGGAUCUUCACUUCCCUCUCCCCUUUUCCAUUUUGAGUUGCCUUUUGGUUUGAAAGAACUUCCAUACAUUGGGGACCACCUGGUAUCCUCGUUUUCCACCGGCCAUAUUGGAAGCAGUUACAGUUGUAUUGUAUUGAGUUGUGCUGGCAGUAGUUUCCAUGCCUGUCAAUGUAUCAUAGUCCUUUGUUGCCCAGAUAAAUAAAUAUUUGAUACGCUUUAUGUCGAUUUUUUUUUAUUCAGUGGCUGUCUUUACCCAGGCGUAUUUUUGUUCUUGGCAGUAUUUUUUAUUCAGUAUGGUUACAGUAAUUGAGUUUAACUCUCCCUUGACAAUUGCUCUUUGCAAUAAGCAGCUGAACCCAUUGUUUCCCUCAAGUAUAAUAAAAACUUACUUUCAAGUUGGAGUUCAGAGCAGGGUAUCAUUUAGAUAUUCCACUGAGUCUGUAUUCAGACAAAUUAUACAAUAAAACACAAUGUACUCUUUUGGAUUAAAAAAAAUAUUGUACUGUUAAA
Messenger RNA from Candoia aspera, 3985 nucleotides. It is a transcript of the gene TFAP2A, whose product is annotated as transcription factor AP-2 alpha. Gene Ontology annotation, molecular function: RNA polymerase II transcription regulatory region sequence-specific DNA binding; DNA-binding transcription factor activity, RNA polymerase II-specific. Gene Ontology annotation, cellular component: nucleus. The record is from RefSeq and is a predicted model, not a curated record. Gene Ontology annotation, biological process: regulation of transcription by RNA polymerase II; regulation of cell population proliferation; anatomical structure development. The transcript has 7 exons. The coding region runs from base 927 to 2222 and encodes 431 amino acids. Lineage: Eukaryota; Metazoa; Chordata; Lepidosauria; Squamata; Candoiidae.